AAUAAAUAAAUAAAAGAAAAAAUGAAAAAAAAAAGAGCUGCAUCUAAAGGUGAAGACGAAGAGAGAGGGCUCAGAAAUUUUCCUGUUCGGAAUUCAGAGAGAGGAGCGGAGAUAUCCCCAUAAAACCACAAGCUGGGAAAUAUGGAUCUCAGCCAGCCACAAGGGGAAAACUAUGCCAACCCAAAGACAUGUUUCUUCCAUGUUCUUUUCAAGGCUGGAGCAUUGGCUUUUUACAUACUUUCUGCCCUCUUUUUUGAUAACUUUGUCAUCAUUUUUGUCGUGACUGUUCUUCUUGCCGCUCUUGAUUUCUGGGUAGUUAAGAAUGUCAGUGGACGCAUCUUAGUUGGUUUGAGGUGGUGGAAUGAAAUAAAUGAUCUUGGGGAGAGCGUGUGGAAAUUUGAAUGCCUUGACCAAGAGUCAUUGGCCCGGAUGAACAAAAAGGAUUCAUGGCUCUUCUGGUGGACACUUUACAUCACGGCUGUCGCAUGGAUUGUGCUUGGAAUAUUUUCUCUAAUAAAGUUUCAGGCAGAUUAUCUCCUCGUUGUAGGAGUUUGUUUGACCCUGAGCAUUGCAAAUAUUGUUGGCUUUACCAAAUGCCGCAAAGAUGCGAAAAAGCAGAUCCAACAGUUUGCGUCCCAGACCAUUGCGUCGCGGUUCUCGUCUACAAUUCAGUCAGCAUUCAGUGUGGUCUGAGCGACUUGCGCAGGAUGAUAGGAAUAUUUUGGAACAAUUGAAACUUGUGUAAGAGCGUGUACAUGUUCACCAUAUUGACCGGCAGUAUCCUGCCUUCUUAUUCAGCUUUUGUAGAGAUAUUACGAAGUUUUUGUAUGAAAUGUUUCAUUUCUCCAGCCUUACUCUGUAAUUUAUAUAUAUAAAGUGAUGUUCAAAAUUGGACAAGUAACUUUUACCUUUUUUAA
Messenger RNA from Pyrus x bretschneideri (Chinese white pear), 917 nucleotides. RefSeq names its product Golgi apparatus membrane protein-like protein ECHIDNA. Bases 142 to 693 code for a protein of 183 amino acids. Lineage: Eukaryota; Viridiplantae; Streptophyta; Magnoliopsida; Rosales; Rosaceae. Gene Ontology annotation, cellular component: Golgi membrane. Gene Ontology annotation, biological process: protein secretion; vesicle-mediated transport. The record is from RefSeq and is a predicted model, not a curated record. The transcript has 6 exons.